GUUCACACACACACUCAGCUUCAUGCUGAACGCACAAACCCACCGUCUCCUCCGACUGUCUGUGUGCACUUCAAAGAAGAAGCUUGGUUAGGACUUUGCUCAGGCAGUAGUAAGAUUUUGGACCUGCUGUGGCUGUGUGUGUUUUGAGUGUAGAAGCAGUGUUGAUCCAUGUGCUUGAGAUAAUACAAGACAAGUGAUUUUUGUUUAUGGGGGGGAGGGGGGGUUGCAGUUUGCCACUCAGACGCAGAUACGUAACUUUUUCUCACCAACUUCAGGACCUACUGCUCCUUCUUGUGCCAGUGUCAACUCACUCGACACGAUGACAUGGCGUCCUCAGUACCGCAGCUCCAAGUUCCGCCACGUGUUUGGUAAGGCCGCCACCAAGGAGAGCUGCUAUGAUGGUGUGCCAAUCACACGCAGCGUCCAGGACAACAACUUCUGUGCUGUCAACCCACGUUUCCUGGCAGUCAUCACUGAGUGUGCAGGGGGAGGGGCCUUCCUCGUCCUCUCUAUCAAUCAUACAGGUAAAGUGGAUCCUCUCCACCCCCGAAUAUCGGGCCACAGAGGCAACGUGUUAGACGUCAAAUGGAAUCCCUUCAACGACUUCUGCAUCGCCUCCUGCUCUGAGGACACUACGGUAAAAGUGUGGGAAAUCCCUCCUCAUGGUGUGCUGAAGAACCUCACAUCACCAUGGAAGGAGCUUCAGGGUCACAGCCGCAGAGUGGGCCUCAUUGAGUGGCAUCCAACUGCUAACAACAUCCUUUUCAGUACAGCAUAUGACUACCAGGUGAUGAUCUGGAACCUAGACUGUCCAGAACAGGUGAUGAAGAACCCCGUGCGGACAAUCAGCAGCCACACAGACGUCGUUCUCUCCAUGUCUUUCAACACAGACGGCAGCCUCCUCGCCACCACCUGCAAGGACAGGAAGGUUCGACUCAUAGAGUCACGCUCAGGAAACCUACUGCAGGAAGCCAACUGCAAGAAGCACAAAGCCAGCAAGGUGCUGUUUCUGGGUAACAUGAAGAUGCUGUUCACAUCAGGCACUUCACGCUGGAACGACCGACAGUUUGCUCUGUGGGAUCAGGAUGAUCUGUCUGUGCCUUUGUUAGAAGAGAACUUGGAUGGUUCGUCAGGAGUCCUUUUUCCUUUCUAUGACCCCGACACACACAUGCUGUACCUUGCAGGGAAGGGUGACGGAAAUAUGAGGUACUAUGAGAUCAGCUCAGAAAAACCGUAUAUCCACUACCUAACAGAGUACCGCUCAAACCUACCUCAGAAAGGAAUGGGCGUAAUGCCAAAGAGAGGUCUGGAUGUGAGCUCCUGUGAGGUGUUCAGGUUCUACAAACUGGUGACAACCAAGAGUCUCAUUGAGCCUCUUUCCAUGAUUGUACCCCGCAGGUCCGAGUCAUACCAAGAAGACAUCUAUCCAAUGACAGCUGGUAACAAGCCCGCUUUGACUGCAGAGGAGUGGCUCAGCGGCAUAGAUAAAGGUCCGGUGCUGAUGUCUCUGAAGCCAGGUUGUCAAGUAGCAGAGUCGUACUCAGAGAUGAGCAAGGGACCGGGAAACUCACUGGAUACUCGCCGGUCUCAAAGCAAACCAGGCGCCCUGCAACUGGCAUACAUUCAGGACCAACUGGGAAUCAAAGGCGGCAAGGAGGACAGCGGUAAUACAGAGGACGACAGGAGCCAGACUCCUGUCAGCAACGGAGAAGACCUCGCGCUUUGCUCUCCGCCCAGAACAGAGAAUGAGCUGCGUCUGAAGUUCCACAAGCAGCAGGAGGAAAUCCGACGGUUGAGAGAGCUCCUCAACCAGAGGGACGUUCACGUCAAACAGCUGGAGCUGGAGAUUAAGAACAUCCGAAACUCCCAGUCUCACCAGAGCUCACCUUAAGACUUGUCCAACCCACGGGGUCACUUUCACCCCCCCGUGGGACACGUGCAUUACUGUACAAACUUCCUAACCGCAUCUUCGCACCACCACACCUUCUUAAUGUCCUGACUCACCUCUUAUUCUUUAAUGGGCCCACCACUCACUGCACAGGGGGAAUUUAAAACCUCUUUUCUUUGUUGGGUGCACAUAUUCUUUGUUCAUAUAAAUACACUCAAACACAUUCUCACCCAGUUGUAACACGAUUUAAAUCUCUUUACACCUAUUGACCUCUACCCCGUUUCUUUUUUAUCCUUCACAGCUAUGCAAAUUAAUUGUAUUUUUUAGCUUUUUUAUGCUCUUCGUAGCUCAGAGAUGAAAAACGAUGUCUGUGUCUGUCUUGACUGAAUGAUGGGACUGCCUGCGUGUUUAAAAGUUGUUGCAGAGCAGGAGCAGACAUCCUGUGAGAUAAUGCUAUUUUUUUUUAAUGCUUUUGAUUCUUUUUUUUUGUUUUAAAUAUUUAAACUACUAUAAGUGGAGAAGGCUGUUGUGUUUUAAUGUAUGUGUGGUUGAAUGAGAGUGAUCUAAAUGAAUGGUAAUAUCAUUCCAGCUGUGUUGUUGUGUUCCAAUGAGCUGCAUUUGUUUUUUAGUUUUGGAUGACUGAAAAAUAUACUGGAAAAUUGGUGAAUAAUCAACCCGUUUUACAGCCGCUAUGGUGCAAACCAAUUCUGCACCUGAUGCUAUGUAGCAGUUAAGUUUUAUAUUUAUUUUAAAAUACAGUCAGAGGAAAAAUACAAUUUAAUCAAGUACUUGAAUUUGCGAUUGCAUUUUUGCAAAUACAGCAUGCAAACUGUUUUAAAAAGGAUAAAAAGCCUACUAGCUGUUCCCUAAUGUGGGAUCUGUGAAGAAACUAUUUAAAGCCAUUGUAGUACGGAGCCUUGCACCACUUUUGGGUUACUUUGGGAUCAAUGCGCUUUCAGUUAUGAAUGUCUUUGGGUGUCUUGUAUUGCUCUCUCUUAAAAUCUGAAACAUGACACUGGGGUUUUCUGUUCAUGUUUUCAGCUGAAUGAGUAUCUGCUACUGUAGUGGAUAGUAUACAUUUUCCAGUAAAUGUGUUGAUCCUGGGUCAGGACCCUGCAGCUCUCUCUAAAGUAUUCCUUACACAUUACUAUCUCAAAUUAGAUAAGAUUUUGUGUAUAUUGCAUUCAAAUGCAGGACCUGUUGAGUCAUUGAAUUCUAACAAAAUAAUUAGAAUAUAAUUGUUAGUUAAUAAUUGAGCUUGACGUUAUCUCCAAUCAAGGUCUAUUAAUGGCUUUUUCUGGAGCUUUAAGUGGUUUUCAAUAGUAGAUGAGGUUUAUAGGUAAGUGGACCUUGAGCAGAGAUACCGGUAAUUGUUUUUGUCAACUGUUGUUUCCAGUGACAAAAAUGAAUUGUAAAGCUUAAUUUUAGGACAACAAGGAUUAUAAAGCAUGCAAACAGAUAAGUAGAUACUGUAUGUGUUUUUUAGAAGAUGAAAAGAGAUUCCCAGUAUGAUGUUUCAGCUUUGAAAUGAGAUUGUGGAAGAGAACAGUCCCAUAAGCACAGUUCUAUAAACAGAAAUGUGUUUUUCCUCAAGGUAGUUCUGAAUGGUGGUCAUAGUGCUGUCAGUACAUCAUAUUUGUUGCUUCCAGAAUUUAAACAUUCCCUUGUCUCUAAUCUCUAUGUACGCUGCCCGUUUAGUGGUUAUUACUUAGAUUUCCUCAUGGGGGCAGUGGAUACUACGCACUAUACAUUUUCUUUUAAAAGGAGUCAUUUUCUGAUUGUAAAUGUGCUUAGAUGUUAUAGACGUUUUUGCAGAUAUUAGG
This is a messenger RNA of Etheostoma cragini (Arkansas darter), 3711 nucleotides long. RefSeq names its product coronin, actin binding protein, 2A (gene coro2a). Lineage: Eukaryota; Metazoa; Chordata; Actinopteri; Perciformes; Percidae. Bases 320 to 1891 code for a protein of 523 amino acids. The transcript has 12 exons. Gene Ontology annotation, biological process: actin filament organization. The record is from RefSeq and is a predicted model, not a curated record. Gene Ontology annotation, molecular function: actin filament binding.